This is a messenger RNA of Athalia rosae (coleseed sawfly), 1490 nucleotides long. Its product is annotated as guided entry of tail-anchored proteins factor 1-like. The record is from RefSeq and is a predicted model, not a curated record. The transcript is spliced from 4 exons. The coding region runs from base 145 to 627 and encodes 160 amino acids. Gene Ontology annotation, biological process: tail-anchored membrane protein insertion into ER membrane. Lineage: Eukaryota; Metazoa; Arthropoda; Insecta; Hymenoptera; Athaliidae.
UAAUAUUAACCUCAGAAUUUUCUAAACAAUGACAUCAAAUCACGGCACCUGAAUAUCGUAUGAGCCAAUUAUUAAAGAUGCGAUUACCUGAUCAGCUCAGACGUUGACAAAUUUGAAGCCAUCAGUGCCCACCAAUCAUAUAAAAUGAAUAAUCUAUUCACUAUUUCUACAGCAUGCUGCCUUUUGGAGCUGCUAAUUCCUGUCGUUACCAAAUUCCUCACCAAUCAAAUAGGCAAAGAAAAUAAAAUGGAUCAACUCCUGCGCAAGGAUCUGAUAGCUAUCAAGCAUCAGAUGGGAGAAAUUUCGAUGGUCGAUGAAUUUGCUAAAUAUGCAAAACUACAGCGACAGUACAAUAAAUUAGAGGCUCAAUUGUCCACUAGAGUUAACAAACUAAUGAUGUCCAAGAUGAAGUUGAGGCUCACAUUCAGUUACACAUUAAAAUUCCUCAACGGUAUUGUCAUCGCAACUUUGUUAUACUUGUAUCGUUACGAACCUGUUGCUAUUCUACCCAAAGAUGCGCUAUGGCCGAUCCAGGGAAUCCUCAGCUGGCCAUGCCACCUUGAAAAUUCCGUUUCGCUUACCAUGUGGUUUUUAAUAUCCAGGCUAGCGAUUUCAAGUACAAAAUAAUUCUGUAACAAAGUAUAUCAAAUUAAAUUUAAUAUCGGGUCAAGUCAAUUUCAUAGCAAAAAGAUGCUGUAUUUUCGUGAAAGCAUGAGCAGAAUACAUAAUUUUCCUUUUUUAUUUGAAAAAGUUGUUUUUCAUUAAACAAUAAUAGUGAUGAUAAUCAUGACGGUAGUAGUAAUAAUAAUAAUAAUAAUAAUAAUAAUAAGUGAUAACAAAUAUUGUGUUUUUUUGAAUAAACUGUAAGUAUAUGAUUGUGUUUUUUUUAAAAGAAGAUUUGAAAUGUUGUUAAUUUCAAAUGAAUAUUCUAUGCAAAAACUAACUUGUAUUAGUAUUGUAUUCGUGUACUAUGUUAUAACUAUUUAAUCCAAACACAAUAAGAACAACCUCGAAAAAAACAAUCGUCAAAGACAAACAAGUUCUUCAAAAACUUGCUACAAAUCUUCGGUUAAAGUCUGUAUACAGUUUUUUUUUGUUUUUCAGUAUACUUAUGUAUCUUUAUAAAUUCCUUUUUUUGUUUUCAAAUAUAUUAGUCUUAACGCGUGUAAAUAACCGUAUAAGAAUUGACGAACUAAUAUUACAUUUCAUGAUAUACGCAACAAAACUUGUACGGAAAAUGAUGCCUAUAGUAGUAAUAGUAAUAACAAUAAUAAUAAUAAUAGUAACAAUCACGUUUCUAAUUUAGAAAAAAGAAUUAAAUUAGCAAAUAAAAUAUUGAGUCUUGUCAAAUAUAACUUAGAUUUAAAUUUACCAACAAUGUAGGUAGAGAGGAGCGUAGAAGAAAAAUACUAUCCAACAAUCUGGUUUGUUAUAACAAGCACCAAAUUAAUAAUGUCAGUAAAUAAAAAAAUUUAUAUUACAGACCCAAA